Messenger RNA from Antrostomus carolinensis (chuck-will's-widow), 286 nucleotides. It is a transcript of the gene MSRA, whose product is annotated as methionine sulfoxide reductase A. The transcript is spliced from 2 exons. Gene Ontology annotation, biological process: cellular response to oxidative stress. The annotation marks the transcript as partial. NCBI's taxonomy places the organism in Eukaryota, Metazoa, Chordata, Aves, Caprimulgiformes, Caprimulgidae. Gene Ontology annotation, cellular component: cytoplasm. The record is from RefSeq and is a predicted model, not a curated record. Gene Ontology annotation, molecular function: peptide-methionine (S)-S-oxide reductase activity.
AGGCACCAUGGGGUCAGGGGGUGCCCCAUAACCCCCUCCGGGGUGCUGCCCCCCACCCCAGGCAUGCGACAGCAGGAGGAUCUGGGCACCCAGUACCGCUCUGUCAUCUACACGCUGGGUCCCCAGCAGCAGGCAGCUGCUCUACGCAGCAGGACGAGGUACCAGCAGGAGUUGAGGGGGUGGCAGCGAGGGGACAUCACCACUGUCAUCGAGCCGGCUGGUGACUUCUACUACGCCGAGGACCGUCACCAGCAGUACCUGCACAAGGUGCCCGGGGCCUCCUGUG